Molecule: messenger RNA, 3637 nt
Organism: Carya illinoinensis
Lineage: Eukaryota; Viridiplantae; Streptophyta; Magnoliopsida; Fagales; Juglandaceae
Product: pentatricopeptide repeat-containing protein At3g62890-like
Exons: 1
Coding region: 167-2527 (786 amino acids)
Biological process (GO): RNA modification
Molecular function (GO): protein binding; RNA binding; zinc ion binding
Source: RefSeq, a predicted model, not a curated record
GAAGGGGCUAUGCCCGGUUAAUUUCUUAUUCGCUCUUGUCGAUAUCUGUUGUGCUUACCUUUAUGCCUCCAGAGAUAAAUUCGUAAGCUGGGUCUACCAAAUGCAUGAGAUACCACGGUUAUAUAUCAUUUUGGAUGCGCAGAUACUGUGAAAAAAUUGAGGGCCUAUGAAUUUCAUCAAAGCUUUGAAUCACAAACCCGCCUUCAAACCAAGCAUAAAUCUCUCAAUCCUAGAGGCCCACCUGCCCAAAUGCCAGAGUCCCAAACAGCUGAACCAAGUCCUCUCCCAAAUGAUCUUCACUGGGUUCAUCAGGGACACCUUUGCUGCCAGCAGAGUGCUCAAGUGCUCGGCCGACUCACCCUUCGUUCACAUUGAUCACUCCCUCCAAAUAUUCAACCACAUCGAGAACUCAAAUGGGUUCAUUUGGAACACCAUGAUGAGAGCAUAUGUACAAAGAAACUCUCCUGAAAAGGCUAUAUGCUUGUACAAGUUGAUGUUGGAUAGGAAUGUGGGUUGCGAUAAUUACACGUACCCAAUUCUAGUGCAAGCCUGUACUAUCCGGUUAUCGGAAUUUGAAGGGAAAGAGCUGCACAAUCAAGUUUUCAAAACGGGUUUUGAUUCGGAUGUUUAUGUACAGAACACAUUGAUUAACAUGUACGCAGUGUGUGGAAAUAUGGGUGAUGCACGUCACUUGGUUGAUGAAAGUCCAGUUUUGGAUUCAGUUUCAUGGAAUUCGAUUUUGGCAGGGUAUGUUCAGAUAGGGGAUGUUGAUAAUGCCAAGUAUAUAUAUGGUAUGAUGCCGGAAAGGAACACAAUUGCUUCAAAUUCUAUGAUUGUAUUGUUUGGCAGGACAGGUCGCCUGAUUGAGGCUCUUCAGUUAUUUAAUGAGAUGCCAGAGAAAGAUAUGGUGUCAUGGAGUGCAUUGAUUUCUUGUUAUGAGCAAAAUGAGAUGUACGAGGAAGCUUUGGUUCUGUUUAUGAAAAUGAAGGCUAAUGGAAUUAUGGUCGAUGAGGUUGUGGUGGUUAGUGUUCUUUCUGCGUGUGCUCAUUUAUCACUUGUCAAGACAGGGAAAAUCAUCCACUGCUUGGUUGUGAAAAUUGGUAUUGAAUCUUAUGUUAACCUUCAAAAUGCUUUUAUUCACAUGUAUUCAACAUGUGGGGACAUAAUAGCAGCCCAAAAACUGUUCAAUGGAGGCUGUCACUUGGAUCAGAUAUCUUGGAACUCCAUGAUUUCUGGCUACUUGAAAUGCGGAUCAGUUGAAAUUGCCAAAAAGUUAUUUGAUUCCAUGCCCAACAAGGAUGUCGUGUCUUGGAGUGCAAUGAUAUCGGGGUAUGCUCAGCAUGACCAUUUCUCCGAGACAUUGGCACUUUUCCAGGAGAUGCAACUUGAUGGACUUAGCCCUGAUGAGACAACUUUGGUUAGUGUAAUAUCAGCUUGCACUCAUCUGGCUGCCCUUGAUCUAGGCAUAUGGAUUCAUGCUUAUAUAAAGAAGAAUGGUCUAAAGGUUAACGUCAUCUUGGGUACCACCCUUAUAGACAUGUACAUGAAAUGUGGGUGUGUGGAAAAUGCAUUGGAAGUUUUUUAUGGCAUUGAGGAAAUGUGGGUUUCAACUUGGAAUGCUCUCAUUCUUGGUUUGGCAAUAAAUGGGUUGGUAGAUAAGUCGCUUGACAUGUUUUCUGAGAUGAAGAGAUGUGGUGUAGUGCCUAAUGAAAUAACAUUUAUGGGAGUUCUUGGGGCUUGUCGACACAUGGGCCUAGUAGAUGAAGGGUAUCGACACUUCAAUUCAAUGAUUCAAGAGCACAAGAUAGAACCCAAUAUUAAGCACUAUGGAUGCAUGGUAGACCUUCUAGGGCGUGCUGGUAUGCUCAAAGAAGCAGAGGAACUCAUUGAAACUAUGCCCAUGGCACCAGAUGUUGCUACCUGGGGUGCCUUGCUUGGGGCUUGCAAGAAACAUGGUGACAAUAAAAUGGGGGAGAGAGUAGGAAGAAAGCUCAUUGAGUUUCAGCCUGACCAUGAUGGGUUCCAUGUGUUAUUGUCCAAUAUAUAUGCUUCAAAAGGUAAUUGGGAUGGUGCUCUUGAAGUUAGGGGCAUGAUGAUGCGACAUGGGGUGGUGAAGACCCCAGGUUGUAGCAUGAUUGAAGCAAAAGGAGUAGUUCAUGAAUUUCUAGCAGGAGAUAAGGCCCAUCCUUGGAUGAAGGAGAUUGAGGAUAAGCUGGAUGAAAUAGCUAAGAAAUUAAAAAUGGAAGGUUAUGCACCAGACACAAAUGAAAUUUCCCUUGAUAUUGAUCAAGAAGAGAAGGAAACCUCUCUGUUUAGGCAUAGUGAGAAGCUUGCAAUUGCCUUUGGGCUUAUUGCUAUCAGUCCACCAACACCAAUAAGGAUUAUGAAGAAUUUACGAAUAUGUAAUGAUUGUCAUGCAGCAGCUAAGUUCAUUUCUAGAGCUUUUAAUCGAGAAAUUGUGAUCAGGGAUCGGCAUCGCUUUCACCACUUUAAGCAAGGUUCUUGUUCAUGCACGGACUAUUGGUAGUAAUAUAUUAUACACAAUGAAAUAUAUUUCAAUGUCAUUGAUCAUUCACCUUAUUCCCCGAGAGCUUAUCCAGUUCUGGCUGUACAAUAGACAUCUGCUUCACUGCUGCCUGAUAGUUUGCUGUGAAGCUUGAUAGUUUUACAGUCCAAGUUGCAUGCUGGUGAACCACCAUGGCAGCAAUUAAUUACUUACUGGCAAUGAUUGAUGCAGCACCACUCUUGUGAGACUUGAAGAUAGUUCCUACGAUGAAAAGGAAAAUUUGGAAGGCUAAGGCCUAUAACGAGGCUUUAAGGAAAGCAGGACCCUUAAUUGUACCACAUAAAAAGGGCAAUUUGGAAGAAGGGGGAAUGGUUGGGGGAAGGUAUACGAUCGAUAGAUUCCUUCAUUACUGAAAUGGACAUCAAACAUGUGUUUGGCAUGCUUGUUUUUGUAUUUCUAAGGCACUAAUGGUAAUGCAUCCAACGGUGUGAAAUUGAUUUAAGUCAAGUCACUGUGACAUUUGGAAAUACUGUGGAAUUGCACCUGAGAAACUAACUUUGCAAAUUAUCUUUGGAGACUGGAAAAUAUUGGGAAGAGAGCUUUGAAGCAAUCUUCGUCCAAAUUGGUGAAGUAUAGCGGUAAAGUCAGAGCAACAUUAAUCAAGGAGCAGGCAGUUUAUUGUGGUUCCUUGAAACGAUAUAUUCAGCUAUUUAAAUGUUAAUGCAUAUACAUUGUUGUUGUGUGAAAUAUGCAUUUCUUUUAGUUGCAGGUUACAUAAAGAAACUCACCUGUGGUCUGAGUGUACUGAGAUGGAUAAUCUCUAGGAGGAAAGUUGUUCCCUUCGAAUGGUAUCCUUACUGUGAGUUGUGUUGAUAAUAGGUGAUCUUAUCCUAAGAAACAAAAAAGUAGGUUGAGGUUAGCUCCCUUCCAGGUAAUUGUUCUUUUGGGAAUUAGAUUAUCAAGUUUGCAUCAGCACUAGAGAGGCUGUCGUAUUGGUCUUUCAGUGUCAGAUUGCUUCUAUUAACACCUAAGAAAUAGAAUUGCUCUUUGUACAUGUUUGGUCCUUUCCUGCAUAAACAUCAAAUAUUUAUUAAUGGCAGGGGCUUUAAAAAUAAACACCAUAUUUCUCAA